Pocillopora damicornis (cauliflower coral) is the source of this 1582-nucleotide messenger RNA. RefSeq names its product glucocorticoid-induced transcript 1 protein. NCBI's taxonomy places the organism in Eukaryota, Metazoa, Cnidaria, Anthozoa, Scleractinia, Pocilloporidae. The record is from RefSeq and is a predicted model, not a curated record.
ACUACUACUCGAAGCACACUUCUCUUGGCUGUAAGUUCAUCUUUGGAUACCCUGAACCAACACUUCCACGAGACACCAACACGUUCCCAUAAAAAGCUACGAAACUGUGUUUGCUUUACCGAAAGAAAAUCUAACCAUAAGGUUUUUCGGGACACAAUGGCUUCACAGCCGUCCCAGAGACCGCGUCGAAAUGCUUCGCCUGCAUCGAGCUCCAAACUACAACCUAUGCGGGCUACCUUACCAUUUUCGCUGAUAUCUCCCAGCAAUCCGAGUUCUACUCGCGGAAAUGGACUACGAAGACCAAGUCCAUCUUCUUCACCGGUUCAUGGGAGUGAAAAUGCCCUCAAACAUCGAAGAAGUUCUCCUGAAACACGUGGGUCUCCUGAGCAUCGUCGUAGUCCUUCUUCACCAUCUUUAUCUAGCUCGAAAGGUGAGAGAGGAAAAUUGUCGAAAAGCAGUUCGGGCUCCAUAAGAAGAACGCCAUCCAUAGACGCCAUUUCGCCUUACAUGAGUGGACAGUGGCCGAAAGACGUUGGAAGUUACGGUCCGAGUGUGUGCCAUAAAUCAACUCAGACACCAGUUUGGGAAGAGGGGGAUAUUGAAGAUAAUUCAGGAACAAGAAACAAGCGAUCAAAUUCCCUGGGAAGUGGAGACCAGAAGAUUAAAGAGAAAUUGAAACAACAUCUUCAACGCACAAAGCAAGGCAGUAAAUCUAGCCAUACGUAUGGCCGCCAGUCUCCCCUUCAUGGUGAUCAUACUGCUAUUCCAGCAAGCCGGCUGCCUCAGUCAAUUCCCAUUUCAAUCCCUUUGGGCCCAAGACCAUCAGAAGGACCUCAGAAAAGAAGCUUGGAAGGCCUAAACUCUGAAAUUCAGAAACUUGUUUUGACAGAUGCUUCAACAGAAAGGACAUCAGAACAUGUUCCAGAUGGACGCAAAGCCCCUGUAUUUGAGGUACUGUCUGGGGCCCCUUUUCGGACAGUAGACACUCACACGCAGACUCCCUCUAAUAAUCAAGAGGGGCAAGAUAGUAGUGGCAGUGGUAGCAGCAGCAGCAGAAGCCAUUCUGCAUCCCCAACCUACCCCAUCAUGCCAGGGGCAUCUGAUUCAAGGCCUUCAUCAAGAUGUUCCUCAGGAGGUGCUGCAGAUGCUGAAGAAAAUGUUUCUCCUGAGCUUCCUUCAGGGGGUUCGAAAUAUGCCUCCUCACCAAAGCCCAAUAAUUCUUAUCUGUUUGCGAGGGAGCCUCCUGAUGGAGCAGAGAAAGUCCCAUUACAUGUUGAAGAUGCUGACAGAAGUGCAUCACCCCAGAUUUUUUGCCCAGACAAGACAAAGGUGAACUUCAUAACUAUCCCUGCAAGAUCAGCAUUUUCUGUCUUCAAUGCCCUUCCUUCCCUGCCCAAGGUGGCUGUCACCUCUCCAGCAACAGCAAACCAACAGUUAUCACAAGUGGAAGCUUCACAGUAAUAAGAACUGCAAGGGACUUAAACAAGCUGCAAACUGUGGCCAUGCAGUUCAACCAUGAAACUGAAGUACUUAAGAAAUACAAAAAACAAAAACAAAACAAAACAAAAAAGAUUAACAAAAA